AUGUCUUCAUCUUCCCCUCCCAAAGUUAGUCGUUUUUCUGGCGUUUAUUCGCCAGAAAAUAUGAAGGAAAUGAGCUUGAAAUACAAAGAAAUAAUAUCAACCCUACCUAAAUUAGAUCCCCCUCAUCCUACUUAUGAAAUAUCCCAAUACCAAGGUUUCUGGCUCCCUUAUCCAGUCAUAGAAACAAUUUUAUCUAUGUCUGAAUAUUUCAAGGCUCAACCAUCUGAUAUCUACCUUUGUAGUUUCCCAAAAACAGGAACUACGUGGCUUAAAGCCUUGACGUUUGCAAUUAUGACCAGAGAUAAUUUUGAUGAUUCAACAAACCCUUUACUUACCAAAGUACCCCAUGAUUGUGUACCAUUUUUGGAAAUUGAAUAUCCCUCCGAUCCUACUUCUCUAGACAUUGAGUUGCCAUUAUUGGCCACACAUAUUCCUUAUACUUGCCUACCACCAUCUAUAAUAGAGUCUAAUUGCAAGAUUAUUUACAUAUGUAGGGAACCAAAAGACACCUUUGUAUCUUGGUGGCAUUAUGGUAAAAAGCAAAGUGAAACAUUUGGCCUAGAGUGUACCAUUACACUUGAACAAGAAUUCAAUUGGUUUCAUGAUGGAAAAUCCAUCUAUGGACCUUAUUGGGACCAUGUUUUGGAAUUCCUUAAAGCUAGUGAAAAUAGAUCGGAGAGUGUGUUUUUCUUAACGUACGAGGAUUUGAAGAGUGACACGAUAUGCUAUGUGAAGAAAUUGGCAGAGUUCAUGGGGAAGCCAUUCUCCGAGGAGGAAGUGAAUCGAGAUGUGAUUGAAAAAAUAGUGGAACGUUGUAAUAUCAAAAGUUUGAGCAAUUUAGAGGUUAAUAAGAGCGGGUUUUUUGACGUAAAGCCUUGGAAAAUUAGUAAUAGUUCCUAUUUUCGUAAAGGAGAAGUUGGAGAUUGGAAGAAUCUUUUAACUAAGGAUAUGGCAAAAUCAAUUGAUCAUAUAACACACGAAAAGUUUCAUCCCUUGGGCUUGAAAUUCCCUAGUGACAACAAUACAAAGGAUUAA
Lycium barbarum (goji berry) is the source of this 1035-nucleotide messenger RNA. RefSeq names its product flavonol sulfotransferase-like. Bases 1 to 1035 code for a protein of 344 amino acids. The record is from RefSeq and is a predicted model, not a curated record. The transcript has a single exon. Gene Ontology annotation, biological process: sulfation. Gene Ontology annotation, cellular component: cytoplasm. Gene Ontology annotation, molecular function: sulfotransferase activity. Lineage: Eukaryota; Viridiplantae; Streptophyta; Magnoliopsida; Solanales; Solanaceae.